AUGCCCCUACCCAAUGACACACCCUCACACAAGAAAUCAACUGUACCACGUAAGAUCGGUGUUCUCACCUCUGGAGGUGAUGCAGCAGGCAUGAACGCUAGUGUGCGAGCCGUCGUCCGUUAUGGUAUUUCAAAAGGAUGUCAUGUAUACGGUGUGUAUGAAGGUUACCAAGGUCUUGUUGAUGGUGGUGAUCGUAUCCGUCGCAUGGACUGGAAGAGUGUUCGAGGAUGGUUGUCAGUCGGUGGCACAAGUAUUGGUACUGCACGUUGUAUGCCAUUCAAGACUCGGGAAGGUCGUCUCAAGGCUGCCGAAAACCUCGUUCACAACGGCAUUGACUCGCUGAUUGUGUGUGGUGGCGAUGGCUCUUUAACAGGUGCAGACGUAUUUAGAUCCGAGUGGUCAGGUUUGUUGGAGGAGCUCAGAGCCGCCGAUAGAAUUACAGAGGAGGAGGCCACAACUUACUGUCACUUGACUAUUGUCGGCUUGGUGGGUUCGAUUGACAACGACAUGGCUGGAACCGACAUAACUAUUGGUGCCGUUACCUCGCUGCACCGUAUCUGUGAGAGCGUAGACUCAAUUGGAACCACUGCCCUGUCCCACUCGCGUGCAUUUGUUAUCGAGGUCAUGGGCCGUCACUGCGGCUGGCUGGCUCUCAUGGCUGGUAUUGCCACCGGUGCUGACUUUGUCUUUAUCCCUGAGCGCCCGCCAAUGGAAGACGACUGGGAAUCCACCAUGUGUGCUGUGGCCCACCGCCAUCGUGAGCUCGGCAAGCGCAAGACUGUAAUUAUCGUGGCCGAGGGUGCCAUCGACAAGUCGCUCAAACCCAUCAGACCUGAAUACAUCAAGGACAUCUUGACUGACCGUCUCGGUCUCGACACUCGCGUCACCACUCUUGGUCACACCCAGCGUGGUGGAUCACCCGCCGCCUACGAUCGUAUCUUGGCAACCGUCCAAGGUGUUUGUGCAGUCGACGCUGUCCUGCGCUCAACCCCCGAUAUCCCAUCCCCAUUGAUCGGAAUGACCAGCAACAAAGUGACAUGUGGACCACUGAUGAAGGCCGUCGAGCUCACACACGAGGUAGCAAAGGCAAUUGGAGAAAAGAACUUUGCGCGUGCCAUGGAAUUGCGAGACCCCCAAUUCGCUGAAGAAUUCAAUGCCUACACUGCCAGUACGAUUGUCGAUGAUGAGUCGGACCUGCUGCCUCCUCAUCUACGCUUGCGAAUUGCGAUUGUCCACAUGGGUGCUCCUGCUGGUGGCAUGAAUGCUGCCACCCGCACUGCUGUUCGCUACGCCCUCAACCGUGGCCACACCCCCUUUGCUGUCUACAACGGUUUCCCUGGCCUGGUGCGUGGCUCAAUUGAGGAGCUGACCUGGAUUGGUGUCGAUGGCUGGACUUCGCGCGGUGGUUCCGAGUUGGGUACCAACCGUGCUGUUCCAGGCGAAGAGGUUGAUAUGGGAAUGGUCGCAUACCAGCUCCAGAAAUUCAACAUCCAGGCCAUCAUGAUCGUAGGUGGUUUUGAGGCUUUCUCGGCCUUGAUCGAGCUUGACAAAGCGCGUGCAAAGUAUCCCUCUCUUUGCAUCCCUAUUGGUCUCAUCCCUGCUACUGUUUCAAACAAUGUGCCUGGUACAGACUUCUCACUUGGCUCCGACACUUCAUUAAACUCUAUUAUCGAUGCAUGUGAUUCAAUUAUCCAAUCUGCCCGAUCCUCGCGCCGCCGUGUGUUUGUGGUUGAGGUCCAGGGUGGCAAAUCUGGCUACCUGGCUGUCGAGGGUGGACUUGCAACUGGUGCCAACACUGUCUACAUUCCUGAAGAAGGCAUCAAGCUUGAACGCCUGCAGUCUGAUGUCCGCCACCUUAUGGCACUCUAUCUCGACGAUGCUGCUGACAAGGCCGAGGGUCGUAUCAUCUUGCGUAACGAAAAGGUAUCAAAGACCUAUACUACUGAUGUUAUCAGCAGCAUUCUCAAAGACGAAGGUCGUGGCUUGUUUGAUUCCCGCACGGCUGUUUUGGGGCACAUCCAGCAGGGAAAUACCCCCUCGCCCAUGGACCGCAUUCACGCCACACGCCUGGCAAUGCGAUGCAUUGACUUUGUUGAACAGCAUACCCAUGAAGCACUUGAGAAAGCACAUGUUCUUGGCGAGUCUGUUCCAAUUGAGCUUACCUCAGCCCCAGAGUCAAUAGCCGUGGUUGGCCUGACAGGUGCCGAAGUACACUUCCCAUCCGUUAGAGAACUCUUGCCUACAACAGAUGUGAUUAACCGUAAGCCCGUAAAGGCCUGGUGGUUCGAGCACAGAGGUCUUGUCGAUCUUCUUUCCGGCCGUGGUCUUUUUACUCCAGAAGCCCAAGCAUCCCUUGAAGAAAAAUAA
Messenger RNA from Phycomyces blakesleeanus NRRL 1555(-), 2367 nucleotides. RefSeq lists its product as hypothetical. The transcript is spliced from 2 exons. Gene Ontology annotation, cellular component: mitochondrion; 6-phosphofructokinase complex; cytoplasm. NCBI's taxonomy places the organism in Eukaryota, Fungi, Mucoromycota, Mucoromycetes, Mucorales, Phycomycetaceae. Bases 1 to 2367 code for a protein of 788 amino acids. The record is from RefSeq and is a predicted model, not a curated record. Gene Ontology annotation, biological process: fructose 6-phosphate metabolic process; fructose 1,6-bisphosphate metabolic process; canonical glycolysis. Gene Ontology annotation, molecular function: identical protein binding; fructose-6-phosphate binding; ATP binding.